Messenger RNA from Sugiyamaella lignohabitans, 603 nucleotides. RefSeq lists its product as uncharacterized. The record is from RefSeq and is a predicted model, not a curated record. The transcript has a single exon. The coding region runs from base 1 to 603 and encodes 200 amino acids. Lineage: Eukaryota; Fungi; Ascomycota; Dipodascomycetes; Dipodascales; Trichomonascaceae.
AUGGGCAGCUCUGCUUCGAAACAGACCCUGAAAACGGGGUCGAAUGCUGCAAAGAAAACCAUUUCUUUGAACAGAGUUCAAGGAACGAAAGGUGCUAUUCCCAAAAGCGGAGCAGUACACUCGCCAGUUCAGGGUUCCGGGUACAGUCGUCCAGACGGUCAUGAUCCACAAAUAGUAAAUGAAGAUGGCCAGAAUCUUGCGUUUGCCGAGAGAUUGAAGAAACUCGGUAGUGUCAAGUUUACAGAUAUUCAGCAUCAAUACUCACGAACGAAUGAAAUGCUGGGUGCAGUGCAAUCGAGGCAGAAAAUCGAGAAACAGGCUGAUGAACUGAUGCAACACCAACAAUCGAGUCCGAUGGAUCCAAAAUCUUUGGUUCAUCCCGAAACUAUAACCGCCAUUUUACAAAGUCGACAAGAAGGUGACAGUGAUGCCAAGAUAUUAGAAGAUUUCAAUCUGAAACCAAAAGUUCUGGAGUCGCUUGGCUCGAGAUUGUCAAUUCCCAAGAUUGUUAAGCCGACAAAAGAAGAUCACGCAGAGACUGAACGUCAAUCUGUCUUCAGAAAAGAACAAGUUGAUGAGACUGGUCCAGUACUUGAAAGAUAG